CAGACGAUCCCUGUGAUCCAUUCAUUCCUCAUUCUGCGUUAGCGGCUGAGAGAUUUCAAAUCGGGAUGCGUUCUAUAUUGUAAUUUUUACGCUGAACAUUGUUCUUGUUUGUAUUUAUGAAUACAUCGCCGCAGAUAUAAAUUAUAGCCUUGUUUAGUCUUCAAAGGAGUUUAAGAAGCUGAAGGCCGAUUUUUGUAUCUUUUUUCUUUUAAAUUAUUUUUAUUCUCGACUAUUUCGGGAGGAAUCAAGAUCGUCAUUUCCACUGUCACUAGAAUCUACAUUACGUGCUGUGCUAUUUUAUUACUGUUUUUAAUUACUGGCUAAAUUGGAAUAAGGAAAAAAGCUUUUUUUUUUUAAUCCAAAAAUUAUUUUGCCUCCCAUCAAAAUCAGAUUUCCCCGUAGGAUGCGUAGUCAUUACAGAUUGCCGAGGAGAUCACUUUUUGCUUUGCUGUUUCUCUUCACUCUCUCCACCUCCGCGAUGUAUUUCAUCUACUCCGCUCCGGGAAUCGUGAAUGAAUAUCUGUUCAUGGUCCAGGCACGGGGAAUCAGGUUCCGGAAAAACAUGUGGUCAAUCGGCGCCCAGGUAUAUGAGCAAGUGGUGAGAGGAGCAUACACAAAUAUGAAUGGCACAGAUUAUCCGUUUGACUUUAAUGUUAGCGAGCCUUUUGUCCAAUCCACAACAUAUCUACCUGAUGGAUUCACAUACUUGCCAAAUCAGACCUGCCCUGAGAGACUUCCUUCAAUGAAGGGCCAAAUGGAUGUGAACAUGAGUGAGAUCACAUUACAGGAGGUUCAGCAGUCUCUGUUGAUGAACUCGGAUAUAAUGGUGGGAGGACACUGGAAGCCUGUUGACUGUACACCUCGCUGGAAGGUGGCAAUCUUGGUGCCUUUUCGAAAUCGACACGAGCACCUUCCCAUUUUGCUGAGACACCUGAUCCCGAUACUUCAGAGGCAACGCUUGCAUUUUGCCUUCUAUGUUAUAGAGCAGACUGGAUCAAAACCCUUUAACAGAGCAAUGCUGUUCAACGUGGGCUUUCUGGAGGCAAUGAAGGACUUGGAUUGGGACUGCAUGAUCUUCCAUGAUGUCGACCAUAUCCUGGAAAAUGAUCGCAACUAUUACGGCUGCAAGGACAUGCCUCGACACUUUGCAGUCAAGCUUGAUAAAUAUUCAUACCUGCUGCCAUACACAGAGUUCUUUGGUGGUGUCAGUGGCCUUACAACGGAUCAGUUCCAGAAAAUCAAUGGCUUCCCUAAUGCAUUCUGGGGCUGGGGUGGAGAAGACGAUGAUCUCUGGAACAGAGUGCAAUAUGGUGGAUACACUGUGACUCGACCAGAAGGUGACAUAGGAAAAUAUAAAUCCAUCCCUCAUCACCAUCGAGGUGAAGUACAGUUUCUUGGAAGGUACAAUCUCCUGCGGCAUUCCAAGGAGAGACAGAAUGUAGAUGGCCUCAACAACUUGAAGUAUACACCCCAGGUGAUGCGGAAAGCUCUGUACACCAAUAUCACGGUCAAUCUGGUACCAGAUUUGGCUCCUGUCAGCGGACUACUGAACUGGACAUACUGUAACAACAAGGACUGAAGGAGAAAUGCCAUGGACCUAACCUAGUUAAUCACAUGCUGACAGGCACACCUAUGUUAAACAGCAUGCAUGCGCACGUGUAUAUACACAAUAAAUUUCAAUGCACACCUCACAUUUAAAGGCAGUAUUCACCAAGCAGACAAGAGAGUGCGCACAAGCCAGCAGACUCCAGGCACCGUCCUUCUCUUUUUAUACUCCUCACGUGGAGCUAUCAUUUCAAAUCAGACACAUGUACACAACACACACACACCAGCAGAAUCAAAGUGUAGCUGUCUUUACACAGAAUUGUUUUUUUCCAUGUGUACCAGCAGAAUCCAUAAUCUGCUGUCUCCACAAAGAGCAGCAUUUCUCUAAUCACACCAGCAGAUUCACAAAGAGCAACAGUGUAUAUUGAACAUCCCCACCCUAGCCAAUCCUCAUAGGACCACGACUUGACGGUCAGAUCAAACAAUCAUGCAUGAACCAAGGCAGCACCCUGAAAUAAAUCAGAAGUCCACAUUCUGUUCUUGUUUCACUGAGUAGCUGUCCCAAGCCUGACAUGCAUGCACACUCUUUUCUUAACUUGCUCAUCAGAAUACAAGAUGGGCUUUAGAACUGCCUCAAAGGCAAGAAGCAGCAUGUUUUGCAGAGAUACAUAUCAGCAGCCAUUGCAGUUGCAAACAUCAUCCUAAACUGCCAGCUUUUUGUUCAUUCCAUCGUUUUUGUGCAGCUGGGCCAAAUGUUGGCACAUUUUGAGUGUCCAGUCAUUUCCUGGCAACGGUGCAAAUAUCACUCAAAAGGAUGACUUUGAAGACCAUCUUCUUACUUUGGAUACCGUUACAGGAUAUUAAAGUCGGCAGCAAUGCUAAAGACAUAAGAGCUCCUACUGUUUCACUUUGGAGUUUGAACAUGGAGCACAAACACUGUUAAUGCUCUCCCUCUAAGAGCAGUAGCAUAUUGUGGAAACAAGCUAAAAUGUCUUAAAUCGAUCGUUAUCAAACACUAAGUGAAUAAAGACAUUAACUAUCUCCUACCUCCCAAAGGUCAAAGAGAGGUCCAGGAUUCCUUGUGGAAGUUCCCUCUGAUUACGUCUUUACUCUCCCUUUAAAAUCUUCUACUGAAAAAGCUGCUACGUGUCUCCUUGAGAAAUCGACAUAUGAGUCUCAAAAUAUAUGGGGACCCCAGAAGUCAAUUCACCAUGUAUAGAUGUAUGAUGAUACCUUGGCAAGGCUUGCCAUUUUGUGAUUGCACAUCUUUAAUGAGGACUUCAGCUUUAUUGUUUGCAAAGAUUUUGACAUUUUGGUGUGAGUGUGCAAAAUAUGGGGUGGGGUGAGUAGAAAACGAGUAUCAUCGACUGUGGUAAAAUAUGGAAAAACAAACUGGAAUCUUGGUGAUAAAAUGCAAGUUAACACUGGAGUAACUUCUCUGAAGAUGUUAAAAUGUAUAGAGGUAUCUAUGUGCCUCAGAAAAACGGCAAUAAGUCGUCAUGGUGUAGCCAUAUUUUAAUGUUUUAAAGAGAAAGAGCUUAAAUGGUCAUAUUUGCUUUAUUUAAAAACUUACCACCAGAUGGUAAACACCUUCAUAGCUCCAUAUGAACACUCCAUCCACUAAGGCAUGGAUUGUUCAAAAAUGACGCAGACAAGUUUCUAAUUUAUAUGAUGUGCGUUUCUGUCGGACUGAUGGACUGUUUUUAACUGCAGUUAUUCUCUGUGUAUGUGUUUUUGUCUCAUUUAUGGCAGCUUUAAGCAAAGAAACAGAUAACUGGAUUUCUUACAUGGUAUUAUUAGAAUGCCCGCUUUAAAAUAAAAUGUUCAUGCGGUAUUCUAAGCAUCUGAACACCACCAGUUUCCAAAAACAACAGUUAUUACUUUUUACAUAUAAGACUGAUAAAUUCACAAUAUGAACUGUUUUUUUUUAUCAGUUCACUAUAUGUUAAAUCAUAGUUACAAUCAACUCUGAUAAUAUUCCAUCUGUAAUGAAUUCCAGGUCUCAGCUUUGUUAGAUUGAAAAUGGUGCUACCCUGUAUGUGAAAGAGUGCAAGGAUGUAAGCUGCUUGGUGAUUUUGUGUUUUAUUCUUUGUAAUCUAACUUCUUUAGGAAACAUUUUGGAUAAUUCAUUCCUCCCUCACUUGGACUAGGAUUGAUUCAUGGCAUGGCAUCCCUCGGCCCUGCCUGCGUAAGCGAGAGGAGAACUACGUGGGUGACCUUACAGAGUUCCAUCCACUCUUUUGACAGAAUGAGUAACCGAGCGGCCAUCACACUCCAUGCACACAGUGGUUUCCACGUCAGGUUUAUUUGGGUGGAGAAGAUAUUGAGAGACCUGUCUCUCACCCUUCUCUGUUAUUCUACACCUUCUUUGCCUGAGCAGAAUAUUUAGAUUCCCGUAUCCAUUCCUUCAAACUCAUCAUACUGUACUUUAAAUUAUAAUUCAUCGCAGUAAAUACCUCACUGUUGAGCAAACCUUAAGACAGUAAAGCAGGGGCCUGUAUAUGAACCUCUUUUUCAUUUUAAUUAGUAUGAGAUGGACCGUUACACAUCCGUACGUAUCUCAAAAUGCCCAAUCUGUGUCUCCCAUUUCUGUCACUUUUGAUCGUGCGUAUUCUCAGUGAGAGGAAGGGAUCACAUUGGCUGUCAGGGAUUUUCGUCUCCAGAUGUCUGAUUCUGUCUUCAUCCUCAUAGUACCCU
Molecule: messenger RNA, 4242 nt
Organism: Erpetoichthys calabaricus (reedfish)
Lineage: Eukaryota; Metazoa; Chordata; Cladistia; Polypteriformes; Polypteridae
Gene: b4galt5
Product: UDP-Gal:betaGlcNAc beta 1,4- galactosyltransferase, polypeptide 5
Exons: 9
Coding region: 404-1579 (391 amino acids)
Biological process (GO): carbohydrate metabolic process; glycoprotein biosynthetic process
Molecular function (GO): UDP-galactose:glucosylceramide beta-1,4-galactosyltransferase activity
Source: RefSeq, a predicted model, not a curated record